GACAAGUUCUACUACCUCGCGAAAGAGCAAGGCUUCAGGUCGCGCGCGGCGUUCAAGCUCGUGCAGCUGAACCGCAAGUAUGACUUCUUCAGCGGCGCGCGCGCGUGCAUGGACCUGUGCGCCGCCCCCGGAGGCUGGCUCCAGGUUGCCGUGAAGUACAUGCCGAUGUCUUCCACCAUCGUCGGCGUGGAUCUGGCGCCCAUCAAAGCCAUACGCGGAUGCACGACGUUCGUGGACGACAUCACGACGCAGAGCUGCCGCGCGCAGCUCAAGCGCGUGACGCCCGACGGCGUGAAGUACGACGUCGUCAUGCACGACGGCGCGCCGAACGUCGGAGGGAACUUCGCGGCGGAGUCGUACACGCAGGCGGCCUUGACGUUGGAUUCGCUGAGACUCGCCACGGAGUUUCUGCGCGAGGGCGGUUGGUUCGUCACGAAAGUGUUUCGAAGCACGGAGUACCACGCGCUCCUGUACAGCAUGCAACAGCUGUUCAAGAAAGUCGAGAGCACGAAGCCCGUCGCGUCGAGAGGGACAUCCGCGGAGAUUUACGUCGUGUGCAUCGGAUACCUCGCCCCCUCGAAGAUCGACCCC
Messenger RNA from Micromonas pusilla CCMP1545, 591 nucleotides. RefSeq lists its product as uncharacterized. Gene Ontology annotation, molecular function: rRNA (guanine) methyltransferase activity; rRNA (uridine-2'-O-ribose)-methyltransferase activity. Gene Ontology annotation, cellular component: preribosome, large subunit precursor; nucleolus. Gene Ontology annotation, biological process: maturation of LSU-rRNA from tricistronic rRNA transcript (SSU-rRNA, 5.8S rRNA, LSU-rRNA); rRNA methylation; maturation of 5.8S rRNA from tricistronic rRNA transcript (SSU-rRNA, 5.8S rRNA, LSU-rRNA). The record is from RefSeq and is a predicted model, not a curated record. The transcript is spliced from 2 exons. The annotation marks the transcript as partial. NCBI's taxonomy places the organism in Eukaryota, Viridiplantae, Chlorophyta, Mamiellophyceae, Mamiellales, Mamiellaceae.